AUGCAUGCAUUUGGCGAAAGGUUUCGAACCUUCGACUGUACGGGACCAAAGUCCGCCGCCUUACCAGUCGGCCACGCCGCUGUGGAAUUACCUCACUUAAGCCCAAGAAAACCAGCCGAUCUCCCUCAUUUUCCUGGAGCAGCAGCACCUCUCUCCCACUCUCAAGCAGCAAUCCCGCGGGAGGAAGAAUCGGCGGCUCUACUGUGCAUAACCCCAAUCGACCAGAUUUCCGGCGAAAGCAGACAAUUCCGGCGAGGGCGAGCCAAACAAUUCGCGGGCCCUUUUGUCGCGGCCGAGAUAAGCGACCAUCCGACGGACCGAGCGACCGGACAUAGGAGCGACCGAAGGCCGGCGUUCGUUAUCGAGACGCGAGCCACCAGAUUUCAGGCGAGCCCUCACGGUGGAGACCCUUCAUCCGACGACAGAGGCAAGCUUUUCACCUCUCACGUUCGGCGACCAGAGAUCGACGACCAAGAACAGCCCUUUCUCGGCAAGCAACAGCGGCUGAGGGACCACCGAGGCUGA
Molecule: messenger RNA, 525 nt
Organism: Striga asiatica
Lineage: Eukaryota; Viridiplantae; Streptophyta; Magnoliopsida; Lamiales; Orobanchaceae
Source: the annotation of a GenBank genome assembly